CACCAGCGCGCGCGCGCGCUGGGCCCGCCGCUCAGUCGCUCGCGCCAGCUACCCCCAGGCCUCGCAGCGCAUGUGCCCGGCGUCCUCUGCCUGGCCCUGGAUUCCACUCCCUCGCAGUUUCCGCCGCCCCUAGAGCCCGCGCCGGCCCCGCCGCCCAUGGCCGGGACCCGCUGGGUACUCGGGGCCCUGCUCCGAGGCUGCGGUUGCAACUGCAGCAGCUGCCGGCGCACGGGCGCCGCCUGCCUGCCGCUCUACACGGCCGCCGGCGCCUUCCCCGCGGGCGUGUCGGGUCGCCGCCGCCUGCUGCUGCUGCUCGGGGCGGCCGCCGCCGCCGCCCAGACGCGGAGCCUGCAGGCCGGCCGCCUAGUGGGGCCGCCGCCCCCGCCGGCUCCGGCCGCUGGUGCCGUGGCCGCGGCCGCCGCCUCCUUCCAGGCCCUGCGCGGGCCCUUGCUAACCCCCGCCGUCCCCGCCGCCGCGCCUCCGCUAGGCCGCGGCUACGGCAAGGACUCUAAUACCUAUUUGGAAGAACUCCCACAACUCCCUGAAUAUGACUCGGCUCCAUCCAAGUUAGAAGGGGAGGAAGAUGAUGUCUAUCUCAUUCGAGCCCAAGGAUUGCCGUGGUCCUGCACUGUGGACGAUGUGCUGAAAUUUUUCUCUGACUGUAGAAUCCGAAAUGGGGAGCAUGGGAUACAUUUCCUCUUAAAUAGAGAUGGGAAACGCAGGGGAGAUGCCUUGGUUGAACUGGAGUCAGAACAGGACGUAAAGAAGGCCUUGGAGAAACACCACCUGUACAUGGGUCAGCGUUAUGUAGAAGUUUAUGAAAUAAACAAUGAAGAUGUGGACGCCUUAAUGAAGAGCCUGCAGGCCAAGUCAAGCCCUGUGGUAAACGACGGAGUGGUGCGUUUGCGAGGACUCCCUUACAGCUGCAGCGAGAAGGACAUUGUGGAUUUCUUUGCAGGUCUGAAUAUAGUGGACAUAACAUUCGUCAUGGACCACCGAGGGAGAAGGAAAACAGGGGAAGCCUACGUGCAGUUUGAGGAACCAGACAUGGCCAACCAAGCUCUGCUGAAACACAAGGAGGAAAUUGGGAACCGGUACAUAGAAAUCUUCCCGAGCAGAAGGAACGAAGUCCGAACACACGUCGGGUCUCACAAAGGAAAGAAAGCAGCGCCUUCUACAGCCAAGUAUGGGAUCGAACCAGAACUGAACUUUGAGGAGCACGAAGCGAGUGAGGAGCUGCGGCCGAUCACCGCCUUUGAAAACGAGAAGGAAGUGGAAUUACCCAAGGAGGCACCCGAGAAGACUCCCGAGGCUGCUGAUUUUGGAACCCCGCCUUCCCAGCAUUUUGUUCACAUGCGAGGACUACCUUUCCAGGCCAACGCCCAAGACAUUAUAAAUUUUUUUGCUCCGCUGAAGCCUGUUAGGAUCACCAUGGAAUACAGCUCCAGCGGGAAGGCCACGGGUGAAGCCGACGUGCACUUCGAGAGCCACGAGGACGCCGUGGCAGCGAUGGGCAAGGAUCGGUCCCACGUGCAGCACAGGUAUAUUGAGCUGUUCCUGAAUUCUUGUCCAAAAGGAAAAUCGAAUUUCCAGGAGCAUCAUUGAAUCCAUAUAACAAGGAUGAAGCAAGAAGCAUUUCAUUUGCACACCUGUCUCGGACAUGGAAUCCAGAGUUUUAUCAGCAGCUUUGUCUAGGACAACUUUUUGGGUUUUUGGGUUUAAUAGCUUUGAAGAAAAAUUCCAUAGCUGACUGUUUAGGGAAGAGAAGAUUCAGUUUGGGAUUAUGAAAUAAACCUCACAUUUAAAUUUUUGUUUAUUACACGUCUAGGAUCUGAAAAUCUGAUCUGUUUUAUACGCCCACACAGCUCGAUGGGGAGAGAGAACGUAGCUCCACUCCUCUCCAUUCUUCUUCAGUUAACCUUGUUUCUAUAACUUAGACAAAGGAGAACCCUCACGCAAAGCUCCUGUUUUUGAAGGCGGUGGUCGUAGCAGAGCACUGACUGCAGCCAGACGCUCCCCAAAGCAGGGAAUGGGUUCUGAACUUGGGGGAGCCAGGGAGGUCUUUCGGCUUGCUAGAAGCAGCACGGAGGGUGGCCGCCCAAACUGAAGAUGUACCUGGUUGUUAGUGGAGGCUGUUUUUUUAAUAUAAAUGUUGUGGUCCCUUAAGCCUUAUGAUAUCUAACAUUGGUGCCUGGUGAAUUUACAAUGGUAAUUAAGCAGUGCUAUAGAUUAAGGGAAUCUCAGCUUCAUCUUAAAGGUGCCUGAACUUUAAAAACGCACACCCCAUGUGGGUUUAGUUUUGAACCAAGUAAAGCAAACAGAGCUCGUAAGUCCAGACUGUGGAGGACAGUGACUUCAGGUGAUAGCCAAGCAGGCUGGCCCUCUGUUUGUCUGCUGUCAGCCAGGCAGUACCUCCUGGGCAAGACAUGCUUUUGUCGUUCCCUCCCGUCCGUCCGUCCUUCCCUCCGCAGGCACAGGUGCAUGCAUGCGGUCACAAAAUGAGAGGUGCGGCGGUGGCUCCCUUGCGUGAAGUGUGGAAGGGUUGGUAGACAAAGCUGCCCUCUUCUCACACUGGCAGUAUUUUCUGGUUUACUGUUUUAAGUAGCUCCUUCGCUUAACCAUUCAAAAUAGCCGCAGACCCCAAAGUUUUGUGCUUCACCUAAGCUGAUGUGCACCUGUCCAGGUGAAUCCAAGUGCUGUGUACUUUCCCCUCUCCCUGGCUGCGCCUCUUGUCAGGAUGCAGUCAUGUAGUUUACCAGGACGUGCAGUCACAUGUCUGGAAACGAAUUACCCCAGGACUGUGGAGAUGGUGUCUGGGAGAGGGGAAUCUGUCUUCUCUCACAUAAUACGUUACCAUAUGUAAUUACCAGCUAAAAAUAGCAAAUCACUGUACUGUAAAGGUAGUCAAUAAAUGAAGGCUUAUUUCAGGCUGAA
Messenger RNA from Dromiciops gliroides (monito del monte), 2934 nucleotides. It is a transcript of the gene GRSF1, whose product is annotated as G-rich RNA sequence binding factor 1. The record is from RefSeq and is a predicted model, not a curated record. Gene Ontology annotation, molecular function: RNA binding. Bases 157 to 1605 code for a protein of 482 amino acids. Gene Ontology annotation, cellular component: ribonucleoprotein complex; nucleoplasm. Gene Ontology annotation, biological process: regulation of RNA splicing. Lineage: Eukaryota; Metazoa; Chordata; Mammalia; Microbiotheria; Microbiotheriidae. The transcript is spliced from 10 exons.